CACAGUGAAAUUAAAAUGUAUAAACAACAAAUCAUCACUACAAAUGAAGGGAACAGCAAAAAUAAGUGUUAAGUGACAAAAAAGUGAUAAAAGUUGAAACGGACAACUAGGCCACAAAAGUGAAAUUUAAGUGAAGAGACGGUACAUUCCAGGAUAUUUUCGACAGCAAAAAACAUUUGCGAUACAACAGUGCUCAAAACAAUCAGUCGUGAAACUAUUAACUAAAGUGCAUUUAAAAAAUACUAUAAAAUAUAACCUCGUUAAUUUAAACAUAGAACGAUUUUCAGUGCAGUCAUCGUAGAUGACUUAUUGAAUGCAACGCCAUCUGUUGAGAUCUGAGAAUAAUACUACUUCAAGAACCAACCCGCAAGAAGCGAUUAAAACAUUUUCUCAAACAGAGCUGUCACUGUCACUGUCAAAAUUGCCAUCUAUCAAACAGACGUCACAAAGAAAAUAAUGGACGAGAUUAAAGUCUUAUUAGAAAAAAUCCAACAAGAUCUCCACGAACAAAAGACAGACAUGAAAAACAUGGAGUCUAGAAUAAUAUCGGACAUAAACACGAAUAUAGACCAGAAACUUAGCAGCCAUGUGAAGAGAAUCUCAGACAUUGAAGUAAUGGUCGACGAGCAACAAAGAAAGUUUGAAUUCAUGGAACGCAAACAGAGGGAACGAAAUAUCCUUUUAUUCGGAAUGCCGGAGCAAGAAAAAUAUUAUACAGAACUGGAAAAGCUAGUGUUAGACUUUAUAAACGAAAAGCUGGAAGUGUCGUGCGACAAGAGUGAAAUAGAGAAUGUAUCAAGAGUCGGUAGGCGAAAUGACACAACUAGGCCUAUCCGGAUUACACUUACAACCAUGGGAAAGAAAUUAGCAAUAUUAAAAGUGAAAAACAAACAAGAAAUAGCUCCUAUAUACCUAAAAGAAGAUUUUACACCAAAGGUCUUGCAGAAGCGAAAGGAGCUACAAGAACAAGCUAAACAAGAAUGGCAGGCCGGUAAACAAGUAUUUAUAAAACAGGACAAGCUCAUAGUGAAGGAAAAGAACAAAAAAAGAAACCUGUCUAUUUCCCCCAAAGAAAAUGAAGCUGGUAGACACUACAACAAUCCCUGCAUACAGGCAAACAAGAAAAACAAAAUUACACCAAGAGACACAAACAGCACCACCAAUAUCAAAAACUUUUUCUCUAAAAACACAUCCCAGCAAUCCAACAAAAAUUCAACUCAAGAGCAUGACCCAAUACAAUAGCAACGAAACAGGGCCCCUUCCAAAAAAUCACCUCUACUGUCAAACACCAACCAUGACAGAAAUCUCCCACAACGGCUCGUCCCCGCGGGAGAAUAUGACGAUAACCUCCUAGUACGCCCCUCCAGGAAGCAAAGAAAACUAAGGAAAUUAAAUAAACUUUACCUAUGCACCUACAAUGUGAGAACAUUAUCAACAGAAGAAAAAAUGUUAGAAUUAAAAAGUUCACUUACGGAAAUCAAGUACGACAUAAUCGGAAUAGCCGAAGUAAGACGAGAAGGCUAUGCCAUAACAGAAGACGACACAAACAUAUUCUGUCACUAUGGCAAAACAGCUGGCAGGCUUGGAGUCGGAUUCCUAAUAAAAAAACAGUUCAAAAACAAUAUUAUAAGCUUUGAAGGAAUUUCAGACCGAAUUGCCGUUCUAAACCUACAAUUCAACUCCACACCACUAACCCUGAUUCAAGUAUAUGCCCCUACCAGUGACGCAAGCGAAGAAACUAUAGAUGACUUUUACAAAGACCUAGACAACACCAUCCUGACUGCAAGAAAAAAUCAGAUCAUACUAGGAGAUUUUAACGCCAAAAUUGGCCAAAUUAAAAAUGAAGAAAAAGCUACUACAGGACAGCACGGUUUUGGAAAAAGAAACAAUAGAGGACAAAAACUGAUACAAUUUGCCAUGAAACACAAAUUAAAAAUCAUCAACACAUUAUUUAAAAAACGAGACAGCAAGAGAUGGACUUGGAUAUCUCCAAAUAAAAAAAAAAAAAUUAAAAAUGAAAUAGACUUCAUCAUAUCCAAAAAUGCUCGGCAAUUUGAAAACUACGAAGUAUUAAACACCAAGUUUAGCUCGGAUCAUAGAUUGCUAAGAUCAACUUACGUGAUAAAUGGGCUGAAACAAAGUCGCAAAACAUAUACAAAGAGAAAAACCCUUUCAUUGUCAAAAGAAGAAGAAUCUAAAUAUCAAGAAAGCCUAGAAAGCCAAUUUCAAAAGUUACCAUUAGCAAAUAAUGACCCCAUCCAACAGUUUUACAACAAGUUUGAAAAAUGUAUAAUAAGAAGUAUUUCCAGCAUAUCCAACAUUAAACAGACAAAUGAUCAGAAAAAUCGAAUAAUAUCAAAAGAAACUCAAGCUCUCAUAAAUGAAAGACAUAACCUCCAAAAACAAAACCCUCUAUCUAGAGAAGACAAAUCUAAACUCUCACUGCUAUACAAGAAGGUAAACAGAGCAAUUAAAAACGACUACAAAAACCAUAAAUUAAAAAUUAUUGAAAAUUGCCUGGCCUCAAACGGAAGCACAAAAAAAGCUUUCAAGGAACUUAAUAAAACAAAAACAUGGGUACCAAAACUUGAAUCAAAUGGAAAAACUACAAAUAUAAGAAGAGAAAUAUUGGAUCUAGCAACCAUCUUCUAUAAACAACUCUACUCAAAGAACGAAAGUCCACAAUCAUCAUCAUCAUAUGAACCUGAAAGCAUAAACCAAAAGGAGAACGAACACAUCAACUGGUUUGACGAAAUGGAGAUCGCCAGAGCACUAAUGAAGCUGAAAACCCAGAAAAGCCCAGGAAGCGAUGGGAUAACAAACGAGCACUUAAAAGCUUCAGGCACACAAAUUCAAACAUAUCUAGCGCACCUCUUCAACCUUAUUCUAAGGGAAAAAACAGUUCCUGACCAAUGGACUACAUCAGAAAUUAUCAUUCUGUAUAAGAAAGGCAACCCAGCUGAUAUCUCAAAUUACCGACCUAUAAGUCUAAUGUCUAGCCUAUACAAGCUUUUUGCAUCCUGUCUUCAGAAACGCAUCUCUCCUAUCAUAGAAAAUCAACUACCAUUAGAACAAGCAGGCUUCCGCAAAGGCUUCUCUACGAUGGACCAUAUUCAAACAAUAGAACAAGUAAUAGAGAAACACCUAGAGUUCAAAACAACAGUAUACAUAGCAUUCAUAGACUUCAAAAAAGCUUUUGACACUAUUCAACACGACGCAAUAUGGAAGGCAUUACAGGAAUAUGAAGUACCUAGAACAUACAUAGAUAUAAUUAAAAACGUCUACCUUAACUCGACAAGCAAAAUAAGACUAGAGAGCACAGGAAAAAAUAUCAAAAUACAAAGAGGAGUAAGACAAGGAGACCCACUCUCUCCCACACUCUUUAUUACCGUGCUACACAGCAUAAUGAAGAACUUGAAAUGGGAAAAAAAGGGUGUAAGCAUAAACGGCUUGUACCUCAGCUACCUCUGUUUCGCUGAUGACAUCGCAGUCUUAUCCAAUAGUGCACAGGAAUUACAAAGUAUGUUAUCAAAUUUGCACUCAAUUAGCUACGAAAUCGGUCUAGAAAUGAAUUUGAGCAAAACAAAAAUCUUAACAAACGGAAAAGAACAACCAAUAUAUAUACAAGAAGAGGCAAUUGAAUAUGU
Messenger RNA from Leguminivora glycinivorella, 3647 nucleotides. RefSeq lists its product as uncharacterized. The coding region runs from base 457 to 1242 and encodes 261 amino acids. Lineage: Eukaryota; Metazoa; Arthropoda; Insecta; Lepidoptera; Tortricidae. The transcript has 2 exons. The record is from RefSeq and is a predicted model, not a curated record.